Pieris rapae (cabbage white) is the source of this 2194-nucleotide messenger RNA. RefSeq names its product acetylcholinesterase. Bases 256 to 1878 code for a protein of 540 amino acids. The record is from RefSeq and is a predicted model, not a curated record. The transcript has 4 exons. NCBI's taxonomy places the organism in Eukaryota, Metazoa, Arthropoda, Insecta, Lepidoptera, Pieridae.
ACAAACGGCUAAAACACACGAAAUUGCCAAGAAAUUUCAUGACUAUGUCUGUUUUAACAGAUAUUCCGGAAUUUAAUUAAGGACUGUUUUGGUGACGUAAAGAAAUAUGUCAACACACAGCAUUGUUUAAUGUUUAAUUGUUUACCAACUCUCACGAGGGCAACUACAUAAAAGAUAUCUUUAAAAGGCAGGUGCCUAAGUCCUCUUCCAACACAGUGAGAUGUAGCUUGCAGAUUAAAUCGCUCGAUCACCAGUAUGGGCGUGCAGUGGCGUUGGGUUGUACUUUCUUCGUUGUGGCUAGCACAGCUCGUAAAGCAGCCCACGCCCAUAAUUAGCGUAUCCUCUGGUCUGCUGCGUGGCAGAGUCUCAACAGACGGUACACAUCUUCGCUACAAUGGAAUUCCAUAUGCUUUGAUCCCGGAUAGGUUCCAGAAUCCUCAACCAGCUCAAAAAUGGGAGGGAGUACUUGACGCGGUGAAUGAAAAUAUUAGAUGUGCACAAAGAUUCUCAAAAGCUUGGAUUACCGGAUAUGAAGAUUGCCUCACAUUAAAUGUUUAUACACCUCUACAUUUAAAUAGGAAAGCCUAUCCCGUUAUGGUUUACAUCCACGGUGGAGGCUUCCGAGAUGGAUCUGGGUCACCAUUUUUAUAUGGACCCGAAUAUCUUGUCAAAAAUGGCGUUAUUUUAGUUACUUUAAACUAUAGACUAGAAGUGCUCGGCUUCCUAUGUUUAGGUAUCAAAGAAGCUCCUGGAAACAUGGGACUGAAAGACCAGGUAGAAGCUCUUCGUUGGGUGAAGCAAAAUAUUAAACAAUUUAAUGGAGACCCAGAUAACAUUACUUUAUUUGGAGAAAGUGCUGGAUCAGCGUCAGUUUUAUAUCAUAUCGUGUCACCAAUGUCUAAAAACUUAUAUAAUAGAGCAAUAAUGCAAAGUGGUUCAGCUAUUUCACCGUGGAGCAUGCAAUUGGAGCCUAUAAAAACAGCUUUCAAACUUGCCGAGCAAAUGGGGUAUAAACCAAAAGAUGUUUACGAAGUUUUGCAAAUAUUUAAGAAGAAAACAAUCGUCGAACUGUUAGGAACUCGUGUACCCAGACGCGAAGGAGAUACAAUACUGUCAGAAAAUAUUUUUGUCCCAUGUAUUGAAGAAGUUAUAAACGGCAUGGAGCAAAUGAUAACGGACAGCCCAUAUAAUAUAAUACGAAAUGGUAGUUUUAAUAAGGUACCUAUUAUGAUGGGCUUUAAUAGCGCUGAAGGAUUCAUGUUUGUUGGAAAAGAAAAUGAUACAACUAUAUCCAAGUUCAAUGUCUUCGAUUCUUUGCCAAGAGACUUGGAGUUUCCAACUGCGUUAGAUAAAAUUACGAUUUCGGAGAAGUUAACAAAAGUAUAUUUCGGAAAUAAGGAAAAUACAAAAGAUUUAAAUUUAUUAGCAAAAUAUGAAGGAGAUGCGGGUAUAGUUUAUCCUGUGAUAUUUACUGCUGACCUUUUGAUUAGAAAUAUGGAUAAACCUGUCUUCGUAUAUAAGUUUGCACGUGAUGGCUGGAUGAACUUAUUGAAGUUGCUUUAUGGUUUCGUGAGAUAUUCUGGUGCAACACAUGCCGAUGAAUUAUUUUAUUUAUUUAAACCAGAAGUAACAUUACCUAUGUCGUUUUUAGAACAGAACGUUAUACACAAAAUGACAACUAUGUGGACAAACUUCGCUAAAUUUGAAAACCCUAUCCCGCGGAUAAACAAAGAAUUCUUAAUCAAAUGGGAACCUAUAAAUCCAAUAAAGCCAGAACUAUUGGUCAUUGAUACUGAAUUUUCAAUAGAAACUCUUUGGAACGAUGAAGGAAUAUUACUCUGGAACCAAACUUACAAGGAAUUUAGACGAAAAAAUUAAUUAAACGUUUUUCUUUAAGUAUUGUUACUUUAAUGCUAGAGAGAACAUGGCUGUGACAUCCAAGAACGAGAAAAGGGUCUACUUAAUAAGAUAUUUUUCUGGUUUAUGUUUAUGGAGCCAUAUUAAUUGUGUCUUAAAUGUUUUUACUGUCUUUAAUCAAUUUAUAAUUUCUCGUAUUUAUUUAUUUAUUAAUUGAUAAAAUUAGAAUGAUAAAAAUUAAUAUCACUGCCGAUUUAUUUUAUGCCGAUUUGACGAUUGACGAUUAUUGUUUAUACAACUAUACGUACGUAUAUUUUGUAAUUUUUUGUAAAAAAUU